UCAAACCACGAGUCAGAUUCUUUGCCGUGCCCUAUAGCCGGUCAUGGACUCCCUUGCUUUGACCCAAUGCUAGCUCAAAACGAAGAGGCAUCAAGCGGCGAUUGGAACCCCAUGGCCAUCCUCCCGCAGAGUAGCGAAUCAAUUCUUUCCGGGGUCGAGCAAGUGUUUUCUGGGAUGGGCUCUUCGCAGUCCUCUGCUAUGCCGAGGUGCAUAAUAUUGCCUCUGGAAUCGGUCCAAGAGAUCGAUACUGAGGGCUUUGGUGUCAAGAAAGCCAAGGAAAUUCAAAGACAGUUGAAGCUUUUGCGACACGAGGAACAGCUCGAUGGACAGGCGAAAUACGCGUUUUACUUGAGAAGCUACACCAGUUUGCCUCCUCCCAUUAACCUACGAGCCCUUCAGCAACAAUCACAACAACGACCCUAUAGGCGAGCUCAAAUUUUUGACAACAAGGGCAGAGAGACUUCUUCGACCUAUCCCGCCAUGUCUACACAAUUUGCACUCUGCAAACCAGUCUUGAGGUGGGAAAUGCAUCCUUUCUAG
Aspergillus saccharolyticus JOP 1030-1 is the source of this 540-nucleotide messenger RNA. RefSeq names its product myo-inositol transporter. The transcript has a single exon. The record is from RefSeq and is a predicted model, not a curated record. Bases 67 to 540 code for a protein of 157 amino acids. Lineage: Eukaryota; Fungi; Ascomycota; Eurotiomycetes; Eurotiales; Aspergillaceae.